AUGCCACCAGUUCCGCAAAGACUCGCUCCUCCAGCUACAGGAGAACAUCUCAUUACGUCUUGUCCGAGCGAGCAUGUUUUGCUGCUCACCCUCAACCGGCCAAAAUCGCUCAAUGCUAUGACCCCAGAGCUCCAAGAGGACAUAGAGCGUGUACUAGACUGGGCAGAGAAUGAACCAGAAGUAUGGGUCGUCAUUAUAACCGGCACCGGCAGAGCAUUUUGCGCAGGGCAGGAUCUAAAAGGAUGGCUCAAUCGCCCACGCACUGAGAAUAACCUCCAUGAGCACGGUUUCGCGGGUAUCUCUGCAAGGAGAACCCUUACCAAACCACUUAUUGCGGCUAUCAAUGGGAUUGCAUACGGGGGUGGUAUGGAGCUCACGGUCAACUGUGACCUAGUCGUUGCAAGCGAGGACGCGAAAUUCGCGCUCCCUGAAGUGUCCAGAGGUGUAGUCGCGGCGCAGGGCGGCAUUCCGCGGUUAGCCAGCAUUGCAGGGCAUCAGCGCGCAUCAGAGAUGCUCCUCCUUGGACGACCCAUCACAGCGCAGGAAGCAUACCAGCGGUUUAACUUUGUCAAUGCGGUGGUGCCAUCCACAAAGCUCAUGUCGACUGCGCUCGAGUGGGCAGCCAUGAUUAGCUCCAACUCGCCAGAUGCUGUACGCAGUACCAAGAAGGCACUUAUGCUCGCCAAAGAACAUGGGAUGUGGGAGGGCUCGAAACGCCAUAUCGAGUCGCCAGAGCACAAGCAGGCCAUGAACGGCGAGAAUAUCAAAAAAAGGAGUCCCUCAUGGAAGAGUCCUCCAGCAAAACUCUAG
Serendipita indica DSM 11827 is the source of this 810-nucleotide messenger RNA. Lineage: Eukaryota; Fungi; Basidiomycota; Agaricomycetes; Sebacinales; Serendipitaceae. The record is from the annotation of a GenBank genome assembly.